This is a messenger RNA of Penicillium oxalicum, 2670 nucleotides long. RefSeq lists its product as uncharacterized. The record is from RefSeq and is a predicted model, not a curated record. The transcript is spliced from 2 exons. Lineage: Eukaryota; Fungi; Ascomycota; Eurotiomycetes; Eurotiales; Aspergillaceae. The coding region runs from base 1 to 2670 and encodes 889 amino acids.
AUGUCUAUGGCAAUUUCCACCGUCAUCUUUCAUCUCGAUCCCCUCAAUGAGAUACGCGCCAAGGACCGAGAAACCGUUUUGAAAGACAUGUCAAUCGUGAAGUCGAGUGACACGAGGGUGGGCCACCAAGAGCAUUCAGAUAAGCGGGACUUCACCAAGCAGUCAGAGAAGCUACCCGCGAGCCAUCAGGAUAGUGUGGAGCAAACGAACAGGGAUCAUCAUCUCAAUGCGUCGUCAAGCAAUCAUGACACUUUCGAUCCUGAGGAUAUCAUGCACCACGGAAAAUUAGAGAAUGCUUUGGAACAGAAGGCGUCACCCGAUCUGGAAGCGCAAUCGCAAAGUUUGAAAGUUCCAAUCCCAUUCAAAGCAGAGAAUGGGGAAAGAGAUUUUAUCUCAGACAUUCGUGAUCCUGUGACUGUGAUCAGCCACAGCGGCUCUUGCGAUGCCUUACAGGCCGAGUUAGACAUCGAGGACACACAAGCCGUCAACCACAAGACCCGCCAUGAUACCCGACGAUCGCCGGGGUCAGCCACGCAAAAGGCAGUAGACUUAACAAGAUCAACAUUUCCCUGCCACAGGGGUCCUCCUCACAGAUCGAGAGAGGAAGUUGACUGGAGCGAAGACUUGCGUCCGACAGACGAGGAUGAAUCACCCACGGAAGAGAAAAACUUUGCCCAAGGGCAACAUGCCACUGCGCUCAAGACAAAUUUGAAUGGAAACGAAACCAAAAAACGCCGUGCACCAAACGUCAAGCCGAGUAGGACAAAACGUAGAAAGGUGACGACCAAACAAAGGUCUUCCAAGGCCGCCUGUACCUCCAGCCUUGCCAUGAGGACCGAGACUUCGUCUGGACUUUCCAAAGCCGGCCAUCCGAUAUCACAGUUACAGGGGGAGCAUUUGCACGGCGCGUUUACAAGUGACUCCAUUCCAAGGCUUGUCGCUUCGUUCCCCAUGCUUGAUUCCAAUGACAACAAUCAUCGAAUCGUUGCAGAGGCGGCAGGUUAUAUUGAACUUUCGAGUAAUUCCUCAUUACCGCCAAAGUCAGCUAGUCCCAGAGGAGACGCCUGGCCUCCAUCUGGUGAGCAGCGAAAAUCAGAGAUACCGUUGCAUGGCCGAGGUGUUGCAGUCGGGCAGAAACUCAAAGAUGCGAUUUUCAAAGCCCAUUCAACUCGACAGGUUUCUCCCCUCUACGUUUGCUCCGUGGAAGAUCCCCAGUCGCCCAUUAUCAUCAAAAGCUCAUCCAUCGGCCCUGCCCUACCCGAUCGAUGUUCUGCAUCUCAAAAGGCUCCCUGCUCAGUUCCUGAACGGCAACGGGCCGGGCACCCUGGGCCUGACUUCAACCCCAAGCAUAAGGACCACAGCAAAAAAGGUGGACUUUCAGACCUUCACAAGAGCUUGCAAAGGAAUCCAUCAAGCGAGGUCCUCAUUCGAAAGCCUUCUGCCAUGUCUCCAAUGAGGCUGCCAGAAAUCUUAUCAGAGAAAGAAGGUUUGGAUCACAUCCACACAUUGGACGACUGUAAAGAGUCGACAUGGACAUCAAAUCGUAACUCAGAUGCGGUUGCCACACCAAAGAGGUUCGAAGCCCAUUCGGUUGAGCCCCUUCGGUCCACCCCAGACGACCAGCGCCCUGAGUACGCAUCUGCGGUCAAUCCUAAUAUCAGCCUACAGGAGGAGAGCCCAUCGAUACCCGGUAACAGGCCACCGCCGGUAUGUCGAACAAGUGAGAGCAAAGGUUCUUCAACAGAUCGGCAGGUACCCGCAGAUCCUCGUUUAGAAUGCUCAAAAUCAAUUGCACGGGGUAGCAUCGUAGACCUCAAUGGCAGCCCCCGAUUCUGUCCUCAAAAAGGCGUACAAGGUGCAAUCUGGGACCCACAAGAAACGGCGAAUAUUCGUUCUCGUGUGACCAACGACAUUAAUAUCUUCAGCUCCAGCUCCAGCUCCAGCUCCAGUGACUGCGACGAAGAUUCUGACUGCCACUGCGCCGGCAGCAAGUCUCAGGGCCGGAGGAGAUACUCCAAGUUCCAGCGAGACAUGUUCAUGGAAUACGGAAUCGAACCGACGGAACUUACGCCAGGUCCCAUGGUCAAGGCCAGAUUGGUCCGACCAGAUAUCAACGCAGGCACCUUCAAAGUUCAAUGCAGCGACCCAGAAAUUAGCUCGGAAAAGAAUGACCGCGUUGAUAGUAAAUGUGGUCGUAACGAGACAUCUAGCGACUGUGCAGCUACGCUGAUAAAAACUGACUUUGAGAUGUGCUUCGGAACUGUUCAGGGAAGAAGCACCCCCUCUGAAGCCCGCGAUAGCGCUAUUCGUGAAAAGUCUUCAGCCACAGAGGACACAAAUCUUGGGCCUGGUUCAAUUGGCUGGAAGGGCAUCUGCAGCGACAUGAACUGGAUCUCAAAACUACAGGCAGCCCAAGAGAAUGCUCAGAGCUUAUUGGUGAAAAAUAAUCAAGAUCUUUCAAAACAGCUUGCCGCGGAAAAGCAGACUCUGCAAAGCGUGUUGCAGAUCUACCGGCAAGGAUGCCAGCGCAUUCUCAAUGACGUAGCACGAGCGCAACAGACACGAAUGCAUCUACUGCAGCAGCAAGUCUGCCUUGUCAAUGAACAGCACGCUGAAAUUUGCCGAGAACUUAGACAAGAUCUCGAGGGCACCGAUGACAAGCUGUUCUAG